This is a messenger RNA of Blumeria graminis f. sp. triticale, 2829 nucleotides long. The record is from the annotation of a GenBank genome assembly. NCBI's taxonomy places the organism in Eukaryota, Fungi, Ascomycota, Leotiomycetes, Helotiales, Erysiphaceae.
AUGGAAUCAAUGGCUAUGUAUAAUCCGGAGCUGAAUCCGCUCUGGAAUGAUCUGGAUUGGGCCAUGGGCCAGUUAUUCUUUAUGGGUUGGGAGGGUACAGAAGUAACACCACAAAUAAAGUCACUCAUAGAGGUACAUCACCUCGGCGCCAUCUUGUUGACUGCCAAAAACCUUAAAACCGCCCAAGAAACUUCCAAGCUCGUUCAAGAACUUCAAACGAUUGCUCAUAAUUCAGGCCAUCCGGUGCCGCUUCUUAUUGCUCUGGAUCAAGAAAAUGGCGGCGUCAACAGUCUAUUUGAUGAUGACUAUAUAUGUCAGUUUCCUAGCGCCAUGGGCAUUGCUGCCACAAAUUCCCCCGAAUUAGCCUAUGAAGUUGCCAAUGCCACGGCAAAAGAAGUAUCAGCCGUUGGUGUCAAUAUGAUGAUGGGACCUGUGCUAGACGUCUUGACAAAUGCUCGUUAUCAACCGCUUGGAGUUAGAGCUGCGGGUGAUGAUCCUCAUGAGGUCUCUUUGUAUGGGAUCGCUGUGAUGAAUGGUUAUAAAAAUGCUGGACUAGUAACUUGCGGUAAACACUUUCCCUCAUACGGAAAUCUAGACUUUUUAGGGUCUUCUCUCGAAAUGCCCAUCAUCACUGAAACUAUCGAGCAAUUAAGUCUAAGUGCACUGGUUCCGUUUCGAAAUUCGGUUAGAGAGGGACUCGAUGCUAUGAUGGUGGGUGGUUGUGCAAUGGUGAAUGACACUAUGAAUGUUAUGCAUGCCUGUCUUAGUGACCAGGUUGUCGGAAAUCUUCUUAGGAAUGACCUCGGAUUUACAGGAGUAACGAUUUCAGAGUGCCUUGAAAUGGACUCACUAAGUCACGAUAUCGGUGUACGAGGUGGCACCGUCAUGGCAGUUGAAGCAGGAUGCGAUCUUCUUCUAUUCUGUCGCUCGUUUGCCGUACAGCAGGAAGCAAUAUCUGGCCUAAAGCUUGGAAUUGAAAAUAGUAUGAUCUCACGAGAGAGAAUCAUGAUUUCUCUUAAACGAAUUCUUUAUCUGAAGUCAAAAUGUACAGACUGGCAUCAAGCCCUUAACCCACCAGGCAUCAGUCUCCUAUCAACCCUACACCCAUCACACUUGGCACUCUCUACCCGGGCAUACGACAGUUCAAUCACAGUUGUCAGAGACCGAGACCAGAAUCUUACCGUUUUAAAUAAUCUAGAAGCAGAUGAUGAGUUGCUACUUUUGACGCCACUAGUCAAACCACUUCCAGCUUCUGCGGCAACCAAAGCUCUUUUAGAAACGGACCAUUCAGUACAAAGAGAACACAGUAAGUUGCUUCACCGGUCAUCUAUAAUGAGCGGCGAGGGGGUUUUUCGUGAACUUGGUCGCUCUCUCGCACGGCACCGUCACGGAAAGCUUCUCCAUACCUCAUAUACUGCGAAUGGUGUGCGUCCGGUACAUGAAAAUCUGAUUAACAGAGCGGCUGCUAUUAUUAUUGUAACCGCAGAUGCAAACCGGAAUUUAUACCAAAAUGGCUUCACCAAACAUAUUGCCAUGAUGUGCUCUAUAGUUGCUACCGGAGCUAAAAAGAAAGCACUCAUCGUAAUUUCUGUCAGUUCGCCCUACGAUUUUGCGUUGGAUUCCAAUAUAGGUACAUAUAUUUGUACAUAUGACUUCACUGAAGCUGCCAUGAGUGCUCUUGUUAGGGCAUUAUUUCGCGAAUUUAUUCCUCAAGGCACGUUGCCAGGGACCCUGCGGAAGAGUCGUAAAGGGCUCAAGUCUAAACAGAACUGGCUUGUAGAGAAGUGGGAUCGGGAUCGUGACUAUGAUGGCCUUCAAGCUCUUAUUAAGGCCGUGAAUCAAUCAGAUCAACCAAGCUGUCAGUCAGCUCUUUCGGGAGCAACGGCGUCAUCGUUUUUACUUGCUAGUAUUCCGGAUGCCGCAGAUUCUUUUGAAGAAAAUCAUUUUGUAGUCUGCAACUCCAGCACAGGGGCAUUAUUUGGAUUUUGCUCUACUUUCUACUAUCCUGAGUCCAAAUUGGGAGUCAUCUCUACACUUUUUGUAGAUCCCUGUAAACGGAAUCUAUCUAUUGGACAUUCCCUUCACCAAAGAGCCCUUCGCACUCUGUUGAGCAAGUCUGGCAUCAAGACACUUCGUCUCGGAGGAUCGUUACCUUGUAUCUUCCCUGGUGUUCCCAUGACUGACCUCACAGAAGGCGAGAGAGCGAAACGCUGGUUUUCAACGAAGGGUUGGGAAAACUCCACUCAGAAAUUAUUAUACACAUUGGCCUUGUGGAACAUGGCUCAAUGGACGCCUGUCGAAGAGGUAAUAAAAAACGUAAAACGGUUUAGUUUUGUAUUUGAUCUCAUCUUUGAGCAAGACAGUGCCGCCACUGUCUUGGAAUAUGUACAUAAACAUGCCGGACCCAUGGCUCUCGCACUUUAUCGACUUGCUCUAGCUGAUGGGAAUGGGGUCGUCCGUGCUAAAAGUCCCAUUGAUGGCAGUCUCGUUGGAACUAUUAUCAUUACACGCCCUAAAUCACAACUUUCAACUUUUGUCCCAGCCUUGAACGCAAAAUACGCUUCUUCGAUAACUAAAGAUAGUAUGGCAUCUGGUGUUGGUGUAGCAGGAAUUCUAGGUCCAGUGAUUUCUAGCAGCCCCCAGGCAAGUAUUGUCCUCCAGGGGCUCACUCUUUUAGGCCUACGGCAACACAUAUCUUAUGGGUUCAAUGCGUGCGUGCUAGUCUGGGUUUAUUGUGAUGCAAGGGAUAUUUUACUGGGCAUGGGGUUUGAGGUUAUAGACGCAUUUGAAGAGCUAAGCUGUGACGUAAAAGACAUGCAUGUGGAUUAA